Messenger RNA from Camarhynchus parvulus, 4680 nucleotides. RefSeq names its product mitogen-activated protein kinase kinase kinase 3-like. The transcript has 17 exons. The record is from RefSeq and is a predicted model, not a curated record. Gene Ontology annotation, biological process: protein phosphorylation. Lineage: Eukaryota; Metazoa; Chordata; Aves; Passeriformes; Thraupidae. Gene Ontology annotation, molecular function: ATP binding; protein kinase activity; protein binding. Bases 219 to 2084 code for a protein of 621 amino acids.
GCUUUUGUGCGCCGCCCCAGCCGAGCUCCAGCCGAGCGGUGCCGAGCCGAGCUGAGCGGGUCGGAGCCGCGCCAGCCGCUGGGACCCGACGUGGUGACACCAGCCCCGGGUGGCCGCGCAUGUCCCUCCGCGGGUGACCCCGGGUGGAUGCUUGAGAGAGGAGGAUAAGGCACAAGAGUCUGGGACCGGUGGAAUGGAGGCCUGAUGUAGAUGGAAAGAUGGAUGAAGAAGAAGCUCUGAACUCUAUUAUGAAGGAUUUGGCAGCGUUGGGCAAGUGUGGGGGGCUGCUGGACAACAACAGGAAUAAAAACAGUGUCCACUCCAACAAACAGCAGCGAAGUGUCAGGAUCAAGUUUGAAUAUGAAGGAGAGAAAAGGAUUAUCCAGUUUCCAAGACCGGUCAGAUUCAAGGAGGUGGUGCAGAAGGUCACGGACGCUUUUGGGCAGACGAUGGACUUGGUCUGUGUGAACAAUGAGCUCCUGAUGCCACUGAAAUCCCAGGAAGAUUUGGACAAAGCCAUGGAACAGUUGGAGCUGAGCCCUUCCCUGAAGAGCCUGCGGAUCCUUGUGAGCGCUCCAAAGAAAGCGAACCUCCUGCAGCCCAACAACAGCAAGCAGCAUGAGAUGAGGAUCUCCAGAUCCAUGGGAGAUAUCAUGGGAUCCCUGUACAAAGACUCGGAGAGGACACGCAAAUAUUCCACAGGCUCCCUGCACACCGGGCGCAGCUCCCCGCCGCCGGGCAGCGUUCCCGAGGAGCAGCAGCAGAUCGCCCGCCAGGGCUCCUACACCAGCAUCAACAGCGAGGGAGAGUUCAUCCCCGAGACCAUGGACCAGAACAUGCUUGAAGCUUUCAUCAGCCCUGAUGAUUCGCUGUCUGGGAGCUGCCAGUCACUGGACAGGUCUGUGGACAGCCCUCCCUUUCCCCAAACCCCUGUUCCUGGAAGGAAGAGCCAUCCCAAAGACGGUCUUGAUUGCAUGGAUUUUGACAUCCCCUUCUGUGAGAGGUUUGGGAAAGGUGGGACCUUCCCAAGGCAGUAUCAUCUCUCCCAAAGUCGCAAGGACUACAGCGACGGCCGGAGGACUUUCCCCAGGAGUUACUUCCCACAGGAGAACCUGUUUCAGCUCGUCCCUUCCAGCAGAACCAAGAGCUUUACUGGGGACAGCAAGCUCAGCACCUUGCAGUAUGAUGAGUACAGGCCCAAGUGUUGGAACAAUUUUGAAAAGGGUCUGCAGGCCUUCAGCACCUCCCCUACAAAAGCCAGGAACUCCCUGCAGGCACCUGUGAAUUGGAGGCUGGGGAAGCUGCUGGGAAGAGGAGCUUUUGGGGAAGUUUAUCUCUGCUAUGAUGCUGACACUGGGAGGGAGCUGUCAGUGAAGCAGGUGCCUUUUGACCCUGACAGCCAGGAGACAAGUAAAGAGGUGAAUGCUUUAGAAUGUGAGAUUCAGCUGUUGAAGACGCUCCGUCACGACAGGAUCGUGCAGUACUACGGGUGCCUGCGGGAUCCUGAGGAGAAGAAACUGUCCAUCUUUGUGGAAUACAUGCCAGGGGGCUCAAUAAAGGACCAGCUGAAAGCUUACGGUGCUCUGACCGAGAAUGUCACACGGAAAUACACCAGGCAGAUCCUGCAGGGGGUCUUCUACCUACACAGCAAUAUGAUUGUCCACAGGGAUAUUAAAGGUGCCAAUAUUCUGAGAGAUUCUGCUGGAAAUGUGAAACUUGGAGAUUUUGGGGCCAGCAAACGCAUCCAGACCAUCUGUAUGUCUGGGACUGGGAUUAAAUCUGUCACAGGAACACCAUACUGGAUGAGCCCUGAGGUUAUCAGUGGAGAGGGCUAUGGAAGGAAAGCUGAUGUCUGGAGCGUGGCCUGCACCGUGGUGGAGAUGCUAACGGAGAAGCCGCCCUGGGCAGAGUUCGAGGCCAUGGCAGCAAUUUUUAAAAUCGCCACGCAGCCCACCAACCCCCAGCUCCCCGACAGCGUCUCCAGCUCCUGCCGCAACUUCCUCAAGCAGAUCUUCGUGGAGGAGAAGCGGAGGCCGACGGCCGAGGACCUGCUGAGGCACCCCUUUGUCAACUGCGGGCUCUGAGCGCUGCCAGCGGGGACGGGGAGCGCCGUGUGGGGAGGUCGGGCCUCACCCGGGGCUGUCCUGACAGUCCCUCCUCGCUCGCUGCUGCCUCGGCCCCGCCGCCUUGUUGGAUUUUCAAGCUGCGCUCGGGACUGUGGGGAAUUCAGAGCGAGGGAUUUCCCGGCCUUGUGCGGGUGCUGGACCAUGGAACCUCCCUGCUGCCAGCGGUACCGGGCUCGUCCCCCCUCGCCAAGUAACUGCUCUCUUGGGGGAAGUGUGACGAGUGGGGAAUGUCCCCUCAGCGAAAUGUUUCCCCCCCCGGCAAGCGGGAGUGCCCCCUCAGCAAGCGGGGAAUGUCCUCCCCGUUAAGCGGGGAAUGUCCCUCUCAGCGAGCAGGGAAUGUCCCCUCAGCAGGGCGGUGGUGCUGGCGGCAUCCCCAGGAGCGGUGGGGGAAUGGGAUGCUCAGCAGCCAUCAGCGCCUUUCGCAGAGGAACAGACAGGGCCUUCAGCCAAGCCGGAGGAGAUGAUCCUCAGACCGCAGAGUCGGGGGGACCUGGGUGUCCCCAUCCAUGAGGGGACUGACCCCGCUGGAGCGGCCGGCGGGGCGGCGUUUCACACUGUCCUGUGCCUUACGCGGUUACAAUCAAGGAGUGAUGCUCGGCUCGGAUCUGGUGUGAGGAUGCAGCAGCCGUGUUGACUUUGCCUUGGCGUGUGUGUGUGUGUGAGUCUGGGAACCAGGGGGUCUUCUCGGGGUGCAGGAGGUCUCUGCUGGGUACGCCCGCGGACGGAUGCCCGGGACCCCUGCCCUGGGCUGAGGGAUGGGUAAAUGAUGGUGGUGGGGGUUAAAUGCUGUGUGGGCAGGGCUGAGCAGCAGCCAGGUUGUGCUGGGAGCCAUCAGGAUUCAGGUGGGAGCUGAAGGGAAUCUCAGCAAGGACAGCUGUGCUCAUAGCCACAGUUUGCUGAGCCGUGCCCGUGCUGCUGGGAUACCAUCGUGUUCUGGAAGUGGAGCUGCAGGGAGAGCCCAGUGCAUCUCUGUAAAACCCAAGAGAGUGCCUAAAAUUAGGCAGAGAGGACUGAUGCCUGUGAAUCUGUGUGCAUCCUACUCCGGGCAACUCCUCCUCUGUUCCUUGUGGACCAGGUACAGGGAAGGGGAGCAUCAGUGGUGCCCAAGGGAGCAGCUGCAGGACAAUGGAGCCCCAGACUGGGAAAGUGGAGCUGCAGCAGUGGAGGGCAGCUGGAAGCAGAUUGCUUCCCUCAGUAGGUUUGAAGUUGUAUGAGAAAAUGGGCCAGUCAAAAGCAGAGCUGAGCUACAGCCUCUGUUCAGCACUGCCCUGCUGGAAAACCUGGGCAGGAAGCACGCACAGAGUCCCUGGAAGCUAGCUAAUUAAUUAAUCAAUCAGAUCUUGGGGGGUUUGGCAUAAAUUAAUUGCACUAUCCUACCUCCUCUGCUGCAUUAGCUCUUCCCACUGACUCAGCAAAGGGUCCAAAAAGCAGUUACCAGGAGGCUCCAUCCUCAGGCCAGUGUGUCAGACACAGGUUUAUUUUAAUGCUGGUUUUCAGUGAAAAUGAAAAGUGUUGCUUAGACUUAAGAAGAAAGUGGCAAAUUGGUUGUUUGUGUGAACAUAUCCUUGAAUUCUUCUGUGUGGAAAAGAUCAAGACUUUGCAUCACUGGUGUGAUGGUGAGAGCAUGUCCAUGUCCUCAGCUCUGAAGAGAGAAGCAAGAUUUAGGAGGCUGCCCAGUGUAGCUGUGGAUGUCCCAUUUCUGGAAACAUUCAGGGUCAGGGCUGGAUAUGGCUUGGAGCAACCUGGUCUAGUGAAAAAGUGUCCCUGCCCUAUGGCAAGGGGUUGGAAUGUGAUGAGCUCUAAGGUCCCUUCCAACCCAAACCAUUCAAAGAUUUUAUGAUUUCAAUAAUUAUUUCAGUUUUUUAAAAAAAACAACACUGAGUAUUAGGGCAAAUUAAAAGAAAUACCUAAAAGAAUUCCCUGUAAAUCUGUCUGAAAGCUAUUGAGGCCAUUUAUUCCAGGCCAGGUUCCAGGGAAGCUGGGGGACAAUGCUGGAGCAGCACUGGGGCUCGUGUCAGUCAGCCAUGGGGUGAUGGGCAGCUCCCCAUGAGGAGGGGGAAAAGUCUUCUUUUGCUGAGGGGGAUGAAAAAUUUUAUUCUGUGAAUAGGACCAAAUCCAUCAGUCUGGUCAGUCAUAUGGGAUGGAUGGAAACAAACACAAGGGAAAAAAAAAAUCAGUUGUCUGGGAAUGGGUUUGGCAGAAGAAGGUAAAAAAUGUGUGUUCACCAAAGCUAAAAAAAAAAAAUCAAACCAAUUUUUAAGCUGUUUUCUCUUCUUUUAUUAAAUCUGUUUGGUUUGGGUUUUCUCAGCCCUUCAGUGGUGGGAGGGUGUUUCCCUUCUUUGCAAAGAUUUGAGAGCCAAAGGGGGCUCCUGGCUGCCCCAAAAUGCUCGCAGGGCCCUCAAACCACCUCAGUCCUCCCAUGGAUGGAUGUGGCUCGUGUGAGUGUGUGUGUGAGUGUGAGACACUCCUCAGGUGCCUUUGCCUUUCUGGUUUGUAAAACCCUUGCAGUGUUCUGAUGUACAGAAUGGAACUAGGAAAAGCAAAUGGAAUUAUU